GUGGUUCCCCCGGUGGCUGUGUUCCACAAUGCGCCUGAGGAUCUAACGCAAGCCUAACCCCAGUCUGUCGUUGAACUGACCCAAGGAGGAUCACAUCUUAAUGUCGGAUUUAACAGCUGAAUUGUCGGCAUUCUCACUGACACAUGUUGUGUACGAUGCGAGCUCAAGAGGAGCAGCACUCGCAGCGUUCAUUACCCUUGUCCCGAUAUACCUUACUCCUGCCUACCUCAGCAUUAUUGUAUGCACGCGCGAGUUGACCGUUAUCAGCAUGUUUGUCGGGCAGUGUAUCUGCGAUGGCUUAAAUGUCAUUAUCAAGCACCUCGUAAAGCAAGAGAGACCAGGUAGUCUCCUCGGGGAAGGAUACGGAUUCCCUUCCCAGCAUAGUCAAUACAUGGGAUAUUUUUCUACUUUCUUACUCCUUCAUCUCGCUUUCAAGCAUUCGUUCGUAUCGCGUGGAUUGGUGCCCGAGCGACUGGCAGCAUCCCUGAGCAUGCUAUUGAAACUCACUGUCUCGGUAGCAAUUUGGUUAUUGGCGGUCGGAGUUUGCUACUCCCGAUACUUCCUCUCAUACCAUUCUCCCGCGCAGGUUGCAGCAGGGUAUCUGUUUGGGGUAAUAUGGGCCCUAAUUUACUAUUUUCUGGUUGAAUCAUCAAAUCCGCGGACAGCUGCAUUGCGUAGAGCUUUCUGGACUCUUUUUUUGCACGGAUGGGGAGGAUUAGAGAUGGUUGGGCUGUUUAUCCUGAUGGGGGGACGGAGGAGGAAUACCUCGUCUGGCGGUCAUUAUGGGAGGCUGCCCAAGGUAACCGCAAAAAAGUGGAAUGAUGGGUGCUAGGCCCACGAGCCGUCAGUUCGCGUCGUGCAUUGAGAUAUUUGAGCAGAGUAAUGACAA
Molecule: messenger RNA, 889 nt
Organism: Cantharellus anzutake
Lineage: Eukaryota; Fungi; Basidiomycota; Agaricomycetes; Cantharellales; Hydnaceae
Product: PAP2 superfamily-domain-containing protein
Exons: 5
Coding region: 101-832 (243 amino acids)
Molecular function (GO): sphingosine-1-phosphate phosphatase activity
Source: RefSeq, a predicted model, not a curated record